AUGUUGGAUUAGCGUCAAACAUUAAGUGAUAUUAAAAAACUCAGAAAUACUCCUUACAUAUAUUACAAAUAAUACAAAUAUGUUGAUAAUAAUUAACAACAAGAUUCAAAAUAAGCAAAAAUGAUAGCUAGACCUAAUGUUAGGUAUUUGAUUUAUUUAAUUAUUGAAUGUAGAUCCUCUCAUUUAUCAACAGACAUCAAAAUCUUUCAAAAUUAUAAUAAGAACAAAACGAUUUGAGACAAUCAAGUAAAUAACGUGAAAGAACCAAAACCCAGUCAAAUUAUAGACCUUUCAGUAUCAAUUAAAAAGCACCUUCUAAUUCUAAAAGUCAACCUGAUUUGACUGAUGAUAAUGAAACCAUUUUCGUACCAUAUCGACAAAGAAACAUUUCAUAAAAUAGUAUAUCUAUUUCAUAUGACACUUCUAACAAAAAACAGAGCUUUUUACCAAAUAUGAAUCAAUAGGAUCCAAUGUUAUAAACCUUUGGAAAAGAAGUUUUUAUCUACAAACCCAAGAGAUUUCCUACUGAAAUAUUUUAAGGAAAUGUGAGCAAGAUGAAGAAGCAAUUCUAAUAAAAUUAUUGA
Paramecium pentaurelia is the source of this 584-nucleotide messenger RNA. The record is from the annotation of a GenBank genome assembly. NCBI's taxonomy places the organism in Eukaryota, Ciliophora, Oligohymenophorea, Peniculida, Parameciidae.